AACAGAGACGUUUCCACAUAUGUCAAAUGUGACUUUAUAUAUUUUAGUAUAUUCUGCUGCAUCGGACACAGUUUGACGCGCCAAUUUGUCGCUGUCUCGUGGAGCUCAUUUAUUACAAAUAAUGUCCGAGUCCAUCAAAAACGUCGCGAUAUUUGGAGCCACGGGAAUGACCGGGCUGGCGACCCUGCCGCAAGCGGUGGCUGCAGGAUACAAUGUGACUGUGCUGGUGCGGGACCCUGCCAAACUGCCUGCUGACCACAAGGCAUCCAGAGUGGUGGUGGGAGACGUACUUAAUAAAGAGGAUGUGAAGAAGACCAUGGAAGGCCAGGAUGCGGUUAUCAUCAUUCUGGGCACCAGGAACGACCUCAGUCCAACCACCAUGAUGUCUGAGGGCACCAAGAAUAUUAUUGAAGCCAUGAAGGCUCGUGGGAUCUCCAAAGUGGUCGGCUGCAUGUCAGCCUUCCUGCUGUGGGAUCGCACCAAAGUCCCGCCCCGCCUGGUUCCUGUGACAGAGGAUCAUGACAGGAUGUACACAGUGCUGAAAACAUCAGGGCUGGACUACGUGGCCGUCAUGCCUCCUCACAUUGACGACAAACUUCCUCUGACAGAGAGUUACAUGGCGACGGAGAACAUGCUAAAAGGAAGAGCCAUCUCUAAACAUGACCUGGGACACUUCUUCGUCAAGUGUCUGUCCACGUCAGAGUGGGACGGCAAGACUGUGGGAGUGUGGGGAGACUAUAAGUAAUUCCAACAAUGCAUUGCUGAUGCCCUGUGGACAGUGAAGGGUAAAAAUGUCCUCCUGACAUUGUUCACUUUUCUUAAUUUUCACCAAAACAUCUCAAAUGGUGAGACGAGAUGAAUAAAUAACUAUCAAGUCUUUAUAGAUCCAAACUGCAAGUGUGUUGUGCUGAACCACAAAUGCUUCCCAACUUUAUGAUAACAUCUGAGAAGCUAUUGCUCUGCGUUUUAUAUUUUUAUACUAAUUUCAAGCUUCCAAGUGCCAAACCUAUACUGCUGCUUUAGCUGUCGCUGUUUCUGUAGCUUUACAUCAUUAAAUGUCUUUUCACAUUACCACUCUUUACUUAUUGAAUGUUUUGUUUCUUAUUGGUGAACAUUUUGUCUGUGAUGCCUCCUGGUGCUGCGCUGAUGUACAGUGGAAAGUUUUUAUAGCUGUUGAAAAAUAAAAGACUUUAUUGUACAAAA
Molecule: messenger RNA, 1203 nt
Organism: Plectropomus leopardus (leopard coralgrouper)
Lineage: Eukaryota; Metazoa; Chordata; Actinopteri; Perciformes; Serranidae
Gene: blvrb
Product: biliverdin reductase B
Molecular function (GO): riboflavin reductase (NADPH) activity; biliverdin reductase [NAD(P)H] activity
Source: RefSeq, a predicted model, not a curated record